UGAUUCAGUUCUAAAGAGAUAAAAUGGGUCGUUACUUCACAGAAUCCGAUACCAAGGAGAAGAUGGAAAUAUUCAAUGUUAAACCCUCAGAAAUUAGCAAAGCUAAAAGUUUGAGUAAUAAGAACAAAGGCCGCGUGAAAGCUAUCAAGUACACGAAGGGAGCCAAUUUUAUUAAGAAAAGGAAGAGUUCUGAUCCGUUCCCUGGACGGAAACCUGUUGAUCCUGCCAAGGUUGAAGAGCAUGCCAGAGGUGACAAGGUGGAAGUUAAAAAGAUAAAAACAAAAUUCAAACAACGAGAGCAGCAGAGACGGGAGCAACAUAUCCAAUUCGCGGUGGAACAGUCCGCCAGGGCAGAGAUUUUAUUGGCGGAGGAGGCGGGAUUCCUACAAGGGGAUGAGGACCAGGAGUUUACAGGACAAAUCAGUCAGGCGGAGAUUAAACGAGCGGUUGACGAGGAAUCAGCGGCCAAGUCCUUUGAUUUAAAUUUACCUCAAUUUGGACCGUACAAAAUGGCGUACACAAGAAACGGCAAGUAUCUACUUAUUGGGGGUCGGCGAGGUCACAUUGCCGCAUUCGACUGGAACUCUAAAUCCCUGAUGUGCGAGAUUAACGCCAUGGAGUCGGUGCACGCUGUUCGCUGGCUCCACACGGAGAACCUGUUCGCCGUCGCGCAGAAGAAAUGGACUUACGUUUACGACAACCAGGGUAUUGAGAUCCAUUGUAUAAAGAAGAUGAAUAACGUGACACACCUUGAAUACUUGCCCUACCACUUCCUAUUGGCCGGCGCUAAUGAUACCGGGAAUUUGUUCUGGUUGGAUGUAUCUGUAGGGAAGAUUGUUAAGGAUACAUAUACAAGGAUGGGACGGUUGGAUGUUAUGUGUCAGAAUCCAUCCAACGCAGCUCUAGUACUAGGGCAUAGUAAGGGAACUGUUACUAUGUGGACACCAAAUAUGCAGGAACCGGCCGCUAAGAUGUUGGCUCACCGGCAGCCGGUGAGAUCGGUAGCUGUUGACCGGAGCGGGAACUACUUGGCAACUUCAGCAACAGAUAAAACUCUCAAGAUCUGGGAUAUCAGGGCUUUCAAGUGCUUACAGGAAUACAGGAUUGGUAGUGGAGCUGCAAGUAUGAAGUUCAGUCAGAAGAACCUGUUGGCCAUUACCUUUGGUAACCAGGUGGAGGUGUUCCAGAACCCGACCCAGGGGAAUAUCAUGUACCCGUACCUCAAACACAAGGUCUUUAAAACCGUCUCGGAGCUAGAUUUCUGUCCCUACGAGGACGUUUUAGGGAUAGGACACGGCUCCGGGUUCUCAUCAAUACUUGUACCUGGUAGCGGAGAACCUAACUUUGAUGCUCUCGAGGCUAAUCCUUACCAGACGGUCAAACAGAGGAAGGAGGCCGAGGUUAAGAUGCUUUUGGACAAGAUUCCGUCUGAACUGAUCACACUGGACGGAGACUCCUUGACCGGAGUAGAUGUUCCAACCCUACAGGAAACUAUUGAGGAGAGAAACAAGAAGAUCUUCGUUAAACCUUCAAAUAUUGAGUUUGAUCCCCGGCAUAAGAUGAAGGGUAAAGGGGGGAGUGCUAAACGACAUCUUAUCCGGAAAACUGUAAUUGCUGAUGCUCGUAGAUCCAACCUUAAAGCAGAUCUGGAAGCGCGUGAAGAUCAUAGAGAAGGUCUAUCCAAGAAACCUGCUCCUGUUUACAAGAAUGUACUGGACCGGUUUAGAUAAACAACAAACAAAUUUAAUAUUUUCAGAA
Molecule: messenger RNA, 1758 nt
Organism: Eurytemora carolleeae
Lineage: Eukaryota; Metazoa; Arthropoda; Copepoda; Calanoida; Temoridae
Product: WD repeat-containing protein 46
Exons: 9
Coding region: 24-1730 (568 amino acids)
Biological process (GO): maturation of SSU-rRNA from tricistronic rRNA transcript (SSU-rRNA, 5.8S rRNA, LSU-rRNA)
Cellular component (GO): nucleolus; 90S preribosome; small-subunit processome
Molecular function (GO): protein binding
Source: RefSeq, a predicted model, not a curated record